AUGAAAUUUUUUAAGCCUAAAAAGGAUCCAACAUUGGACGAAGCGUACGGAAACAUGGACAAAAGUGUAAAAAGUAUUGAUGAGAAUAUAGAAAAGUAUAAUAAAGAGCUAAAUAUAAUUAAGCAGAAGAUCGAGGAGGAAAAGAAAAAAAAGCCAAUGAAUCAGCAUGUAAUUAACAAUUUAAGAAAUAAAGCUGCCGUUAUAAUAAAGAGGAAAAAAACGUAUGAAAAUAAUAAGGAAAAUACACUUGGAAUUCAAUUCAACAUAGAUCAAAUAAAAUUUGCGAAUGAUAAUGUUCAAAUGUCAAUUGAUACAUGUAAAGCUUUAGAGAAUACAAGUAAAAUCUUGAAAAAAAAUAUAAAAAAAGUGAAUAUUAAUAAAAUAGAAAAAUUACAAGAUGACCUCUUUGAUUAUAUGGAAGAGGCAAAAGAAAUUGGAGAAAUUCUGUCUUCUUCAUAUGAUAUACCCUUAGAAUUAGAUGAAAAUGAAAUUGAUGCUGAAUUGUCUUUAAUAGAAGAUAGCAUACUAGACGAACAAGUAGAAGAUAAUAUAACAGAUUACCUAGAAAAUGAAAAGGAGGAAGAAAACGAAGAAAAAGUGACACCAAAGCAGGAAGCAUCUGCUGCAGAAAAGAAUACAGAAUGUAUUAAAAAUAAAGAAAAGCACACUGAAAAUUAUUACACGCAGAAGGAAAGUUAA
This is a messenger RNA of Plasmodium gonderi, 699 nucleotides long. Its product is annotated as vacuolar-sorting protein SNF7. Bases 1 to 699 code for a protein of 232 amino acids. Gene Ontology annotation, cellular component: multivesicular body. NCBI's taxonomy places the organism in Eukaryota, Apicomplexa, Aconoidasida, Haemosporida, Plasmodiidae. The transcript is spliced from 3 exons. The record is from RefSeq and is a predicted model, not a curated record. Gene Ontology annotation, biological process: vesicle budding from membrane; late endosome to vacuole transport via multivesicular body sorting pathway.